This is a messenger RNA of Didymodactylos carnosus, 2355 nucleotides long. The record is from the annotation of a GenBank genome assembly. NCBI's taxonomy places the organism in Eukaryota, Metazoa, Rotifera, Eurotatoria, Philodinida, Philodinidae.
GAGAGUUAUACGCCUUUCGAUCUUAUUUUUUGAUUUCCUUUGGCACUGUCCAACUGGUAUCUGGGGUUGAGUGAGACCACAAUCAUCCCUAACGCAAUCCAUCCAAUCGGUCAAAGGCUUUCCUCUUCCUUUACUGCCAUCAAUGCCAUGUUAUAUAUAUAUAUAACAUCCCUUGACCCUUUAUAUCUCUCAGUCAGUAUAUUCUUGACAUGUAUUCACUUCUAUAUACAAACUUUCAUUGAAAAAUAAUCAUGUAUAAGUUUAUAACUAAAGUUUUACUAAAAAGGUUAGUUUUCUGAGUAUGGUGAGUUUCAGGUUUAGGCCUCUUGUUGGGCCUAUGAAUUCAGAAUAAUGACGCCAAUUUAAAACCACAUCUUAUCACAUAGAGGCGAGUAUAAUGAACAACCUUCCUUGAACAGAAUGCUUUUGGAAUGUUUUAUUGAGGAGGCGUGUUGCGCAAGAAAUGCUUUUUGCACUAGGUGCAAAAUAGUUGGGAAAAUCGACUUUUGGUAAUUUCUAAAGUUUCAUAACUCCACUAAGAUUAAUCCAACCCGCGAGUUAUUGCAGCCCUAGAUCCUUGAAGGUGUUCUCUACAAACUGACAAAAUUUGAGGGUAUGUUUAUGGGUACCCCCUUAGACGGGAUCGCACUAUAACAACAUUUUUAUUUUUAUUUUGGGCUUGAAAUGAUUAAGAUAAACAGUAAUUAUAGAAACUAAAGAACACAGAUCUUUACAAGUAAUACAUCCACUAUAAAGUUGUAUUCAAUUAUAUUAAAAGAUUCACUUUCAGCAUGACCACCAAAAAUGCGAACUAGUAACCUAAACCUUUGCGGGAUACGAUCACGAGAUUGCACAACGGUUAUCUGUGUUUGAAUCAAGGGGGGAAAAGCAUACUUCUGUACUUCUCGAUACUUCUCCGUACUUCUUGAUACUUCUUCGUACUUUUUUGUACUUCUCCGUACUUCUGAAGUACGAAAUACGAAAGGAGGAAAAGCGUACUUCGUACUUCAGAAGUACGGAGAAGUACAAAAAAGUACGAAGAAGUAUCAAGAAGUACGGAGAAGUAUCGAGAAGUACAGAAGUAUGCUUUUUCCCCCUUGGUUUGAAUCCAUCAUAUAGAACGAGUCUGUCCUUCGUCUCAUACGUCUUUGCUCGGCAUUCUACCUGUUUGCCAUUGCGAUCAUUCGCAUCGGGUUCCGCUGCGUGUGGUACCGCAAACGACAGGCGGAACUAGAUACUCGGGUAAUGUUACAGUACUUCAGCCAGAUUUUUGCAUGUUUCAUGGUCCCUGGAAAUUAUUCCUCGUCCACAAGUGUGGCAAUCAGUAGGAAUGCAUCGCUGCCAUCAGUACGAUCCUUUUCAGCAGAAUACAAGUCGCUGUAGUGGCGCUAAGUCAUCUCCAGCAGCAAAUAGAACACGGACUGUUAUCGAUACGACAGACCAAGUGUAUAAGCUGUGCAGGACACACUAAGGCUAGAAGUACGUUUUUGCUCUUUAAACUGACCAGAAUCGAUAAUACUCAUUAUCUUUUGCAAGUAUAUAUUUUCUUUUAGUAUAUAUGAAGACCUAAUACUGCAACAUACGGUGAUAAUAGAAAUGAGCGAUAGUUAUUUACGUAAUGAAUGGGCAAAAUCUAGUAGUGAUACAAGUUUGGUUCCAUUAAAUAAUCAACAAAAUUACGCUGUUGAUGAAACAAUGAAUAUGAAUCCAAAUCUUCAACAUAUUUAUAUGUCACAAAUAUCAGCAAUUCAACCACAAUUUGGUGGACGAAAUCAAGUAUGGACAUCACCGGAUGAUGUACCGCCAAAAGAGCAAGCAUGCACAUCAACAACAAAACAUUGUAUAUUAGGUUCCGUGAUUGGUUUGCUAGUUGCUGUUGCCACACUGGUUCCAAUAUUAGUCUGGUCAUUGACAAAAUCAAGUAAUGAUCAAAGUUCACCCUCUGCAAGCAAUUCCGCUGUUACAGCAGGUGGUUCAUAUCCUAGUCAAUGCACAGGUUACUACGUUCUAGCUGAUUCAACACGAAAUAUUGGAUCUCCUACCGGUUCAGGCAGUUACGGUGAUGUAAGCUGUUAUAAUUUUUACACGAACUGGUAUCGAAUUAUGGGUAAUGCCGGCACAAUGCUCACUACAAAUCCUACUGUUUCUUAUCAAUGUGCUUCAAUGUAUCCUGGAUACUAUCAAGGAACUCAUCCGGCAACUGCUGGACAAACAACCACUGGUACAGUGUGCUUUAUGAGCAGUUCCUGCCUUUAUACAACAACAAUUAGUGUUACGCUAUGUAACGGAUACUAUGUAUAUAAUUUACCAUCGGUAUCUGGUAGUUGUAUACAAGCACGAUAUUGCACUGUAUAA